ACUAUAUGUACAUAUGGGCUUUUCAUGAUUGCAUCAUUGACGUUGUAUUUACGUAUACAACGUGUUUAUAAAUGUUCGAUGCCUGUUAAACUGGCUUUAUGAUUUCGCUUUUCAAAGCUUUCACACGCUUUAAUGUCGAAUUUAUUCAUGUUUUGAAACGUAAAGAGUCCGCUUCUUGCUAUUUUGAGGCAAUGAAACUUUACACAGAUAAAUUUAAUCCUUUAACGCUACGAAUAUUAGUGGCAGACAAAUUAGCUGAAACUAACCUUACUGUUGAAUACGUCGAAAAAAAUGAAUCAUUAAAAAGGUUUCCCUUUCUCAAAGAAGCAAAGCUGCCAUUUUUGGAAGUGGAAAAUGAUCGUUACCUUUUUAGUGCAAAUGCAAUCACUCGGUAUCUAUUGAAAUGUGAGACUCACAAAAGAUAUGAAAUAAAAGUUGAAAAUUUAUCCUUUGAAGACCAUUGGAUGGAAUGGGAUCUCUUGAAGUUACAGCCAUCAAUGUUCUCUUUUUUGGCAUCCUCAUUCACACCAAAUUGUUGCAUGGAUGUUAGCAAUAUCAAAGAAUGUCUUUCACAUUUGGAAUCACACCUAAAACCUGAAGCUAAAUAUAUAGCUGGGAACAAACUAUCCUUGUCAGAUGUUGUUGUUUGGGGAACGCUCUAUCCCUUACUGGCACAGUCUUCACAUGUAAAAGAGCUAGACAUAAACGACCACUUUUGCCAAGUGAUGACGUGGUUCAAUAAUCUUAUGAAAAACAAUAAAUUUUAUUCUUUAUCACAAGCCAUUACUGAAAGGAAAGGGCCUGAUGUGUUCAAGGAGGCUAUUCUGGCCUACAACUCAUCAUACUCAAUACCAUGUACGAAGAAGGAUUUAAGAGUACCUGAAGCUCCUACUAAAAACCUGGAACAGGAUGAGAAUGUUCAUGAUGUUGAUGAAAUGGAAAUCAACGAAGCUAUAGCAAAUUGGCAAACGAAAAAAAUUCCCAAAAGACGUGUUCUUGAACAUCCAAUUCUACCUAAAGAUGGGGAGAAAAAUAUCUUAAUCACGUCAGCUUUACCGUAUGUUAAUAAUGUGCCACAUUUGGGAAAUAUUAUUGGUUGUGUCUUGAGCGCUGAUGUAUUCGCACGGUUCUGUCGACUUAGGCAGCACAAUGUUUUAUACAUAUGCGGAACGGAUGAAUAUGGUACUGCAUCAGAGACAAAAAUACAUCAAGCAAUUUGGCCUUUGGGGUGGAACACCUACAAAACCAAGAAUUGCAUUUGCAAUUGAGUUUUUUGAAUUGGUUCAUUCUGUGCAGAUGGAAUGCCAGGCAUCAAUAAAAA
Messenger RNA from Xenia sp. Carnegie-2017, 1321 nucleotides. Its product is annotated as methionine--tRNA ligase, cytoplasmic-like. The record is from RefSeq and is a predicted model, not a curated record. Lineage: Eukaryota; Metazoa; Cnidaria; Anthozoa; Malacalcyonacea; Xeniidae. The transcript is spliced from 13 exons. Gene Ontology annotation, cellular component: cytosol; aminoacyl-tRNA synthetase multienzyme complex. The coding region runs from base 99 to 1268 and encodes 389 amino acids. Gene Ontology annotation, molecular function: ATP binding; methionine-tRNA ligase activity. Gene Ontology annotation, biological process: methionyl-tRNA aminoacylation.